AUGUAUUAUUUUCUAACUCUUUUCUGCUCAUUAGAUGGAGAUGACUACCUGACUGUUGCCCAGUCGCUAAAGCGAGAGUUCGACAGCCCAGAAAUCUCUGACCUAAAGUUCCUGGUUGAUGGGAAGUGUAUUUACGUGCACAAAGCCCUGCUUAAAAUCAGGUGCGAACAUUUCCGAGCAUUGCUGAAUGAGACAGAUGAAGAGACCAUAGAGAUUCAUCAGUUUUCUUAUCUGGUGUAUCGUGCAUUCCUGGAGUACUUGUAUACUGAUACCAUCAACCUCCCACCUGAGGAUGCCAUUGGUCUGCUGGAUUUGGCCACGUACUACCGUGAGAGCCGUCUGAAAAGGCUGUGUCAGGAGACCAUCAAGAGAGGCAUCACAGAGGAGAACGCUAUAACACUGCUCUCAGCUGCUGUCAAGUAUGAAGCCCGGGAUCUGGAAGAGUUCUGUUUCAAGUUUUGCGUUAACCACCUGACGGCUGUCACUCAGACGCAGGCCUUCGCCGACAUGGACCACGAUCUGCUGAAGAACUUCAUCAGCAAAGCCAGCCGCCACGGAGCAUUCAAGAACUAACAAAAAGAUAUUGGCUGAGGAGGUAUUUUGCUUUGGCUCUGCCACAUCCAGGCAAGUUAUCUCUAAUACCUCAGAUUUGGGGAGAGAGGAGCCAAAUUCAUGUAGUUUGACUGAAGAAGUGGUAAAAGCCACAGCACUGGUUGUCUUCUGGGUCCCAGUGCCUUUAAAUGACAUCCCCAUCUGAAGCCUGAUCUGAUAGAUCUAUGUAAAUGGAAGAAUUCAAGACUGGAUUCAAAGGGACCAGAAGAGUCUCAAAAGAUUGUAUUGAAAUACAGUAGCUAAACGAAAAGAAACCUCUGAGGUGCUUUAUGAGCAAGGGAUUCAUCUGUGCAUAAGCAAAAGGGAAGAUCAUCUCCUGUAGGAGAUGGUUGAUGGGAGAAAGAGUUGCUUUUCUGUUACUGAAUUAUUAUUUUGGAUCAAGAUCACAAUCAUUUGCAACAUAUUUCCAGUCCUUAAAUAUGUAAUAGAUUGGAAAGUUACAGUCAGCCAAACAAGUUGUCCAUCUCAAAUCCAUCUAUCAUUGUCAUCAUGAUGGCCUUUAUAAAGCAGGCCAACAGCUGUACCUCCUGUGGGAGGUUACCUGUGUCAUAGGAUAUCAUGUUUUUUUUCCUGGUAUUAGAAGAAACUUUACACAGUAAUAUGUCUUUAUAGUGGUAUAGUAUUAUUUUUAAAUGUAGUAUUAAGUGGCUCCAAUUUAAUUUACUGAUCCAACUAAUGUCGUUUAUGUUGUUUUUUUUUUUUUACUGACAGUAAUGUUACUUUUUAUAUGUUUGCGCUCUUUCUGUGUAACAGUAUUAUUUUGAAUAUGUCAGAAGGGUCAAUGUGUGUGAUUUUGUCAAGUCAUAUUUUUACAAGCACUAACACAAGUGUCAGGGUGAAAUCUCUCAAAAACUGUCAAGGAACUGUGCGGACCAUAUUUCAGCCCAAAAUGAAAAAAAAAAACAGGAAAUUAUAUUUUGCUUAAGAAAAACA
Sinocyclocheilus anshuiensis is the source of this 1545-nucleotide messenger RNA. Its product is annotated as RCC1 and BTB domain-containing protein 2-like. Bases 1 to 573 code for a protein of 190 amino acids. The record is from RefSeq and is a predicted model, not a curated record. The transcript has 4 exons. Lineage: Eukaryota; Metazoa; Chordata; Actinopteri; Cypriniformes; Cyprinidae. Gene Ontology annotation, molecular function: protein binding.